Molecule: messenger RNA, 2145 nt
Organism: Loxodonta africana (African savanna elephant)
Lineage: Eukaryota; Metazoa; Chordata; Mammalia; Proboscidea; Elephantidae
Gene: NUCB2
Product: nucleobindin 2
Exons: 14
Coding region: 264-1541 (425 amino acids)
Cellular component (GO): endoplasmic reticulum-Golgi intermediate compartment; extracellular exosome
Molecular function (GO): calcium ion binding
Source: RefSeq, a predicted model, not a curated record
GUAGGUGGAGGGACCGAGCGAAGCCGCUGGCCCGGAGCUGGAGAGUCGGGCUAGUGCGUUGUGGACAUUCAGCAAGCUCGCCGAGGCGGGGCUGGUGGCUUCGAGCUAGGACUGCUUAAGAGGCAGUUUUUAGUGAAAAAACAUCGGGCUGAGAUCAAGACCCAUCUCUUCACUAAUUUGACAGUGUGCAAGUUCUCCAACCUCUUUGGAUCUCAUUUGCUUCAUCUGUAAAGAAGAAAUAAACAUUCUUUACCUGUCUGAAGAUGAGGUGGAGGACCAUCCUACCACAAUAUUGUUUGCUCUUGAUUACCUGUCUGCUUAGUGCUUUCGAAGCUGUGCCUAUAGACAUAGACAAGACGAAAGUAAAAAAUACCGAACCUGUGGAAAGUGCAAAGAUAGAACCACCAGAUACUGGACUUUAUUAUGAUGAAUAUCUCAAGCAAGUGAUUGAUGUGCUGGAAACAGAUAAAUAUUUCAGAGAAAAGCUCCAGAAAGCAGACAUAGAGGAAAUAAAGAGUGGAAAGCUAAGCAAAGAGCUGGAUUUAGUAAGUCACCAUGUGAGGACAAAACUAGAUGAACUGAAAAGGCAAGAAGUAGCAAGGUUAAGAAUGCUAAUUAAAGCUAAAAUGGAUUCCCUUCAAGAUACAGGCAUAGACCACCAAGCUCUUCUAAAACAGUUUGAUCACCUAAACCACAUGAAUCCUCAUACGUUUGAAUCCACAGAUUUAGAUAUGCUAAUCAAAGCGGCUACAAGUGACCUGGAACACUAUGACAAAACUCGACAUGAAGAAUUUAAAAAAUAUGAAAUGUUGAAGGAACAUGAAAGAAGAGAAUAUUUAAAAACACUGAAUGAAGAAAAGAGAAAAGAAGAAGAAUCUAAAUUUGAAGAAAUGAAGAAAAAGCACGAAAAUCAUCCCAAAGUUAACCAUCCAGGAAGCAAAGAUCAACUGAAAGAGGUAUGGGAAGAAGCUGAUGGAUUGGAUCCUAAUGACUUUGACCCCAAGACAUUUUUCAAAUUACAUGAUGUCAAUAAUGAUGGCUUCCUGGAUGAACAAGAAUUAGAAGCCCUGUUUACUAAAGAGUUGGAGAAAGUAUAUGACCCCAAAAAUGAAGAGGAUGAUAUGAUAGAAAUGGAGGAAGAAAGGCUUAGAAUGAGGGAACAUGUAAUGAAUGAGAUUGAUGCUAACAAAGACCGAUUGGUGACUCUGGAAGAGUUUUUAAGAGCUACAGAAAAAAAAGAAUUCUUGGAGCCAGAGAGCUGGGAGACAUUGGAUCAGCAACAGUUCUUCACAGAGGAAGAACUGAAAGAAUAUGAAAAUCAUAUCUCUUUACAAGAAGAUGAACUUAGGAAGAAGGCAGAUGAGCUUCAGAAACAAAAAGAAGAGUUACAACGUCAGCACGACCAACUUCAGGCUCAGAAGAUGGAAUUUCAUCAGGCCGUACAGCAGAUGGAACAAAAAAAAUUACAACAGGGAAUUCCUCCAUCAGGGCCAGCUGGAGAACUGAAAUUUCAGCCACGUCAAGGAGCCCUGGUGGCCUAGUGGUUAAGCUCUUGGCUGCUAACCGAGAAGUUGGUGAUUCGAACCCAUCAGCCACUCUGUGGGAGAAAGAUGUGACAGUCUGCCCCCAUAAAGAAUUCAGGCUUGGAAACCCUACCGGGCAGUUCUACCCUGUCCCGUAGGGUCGCUGUGAGUCAGAAUCGACUCAACGGCAAUAGGUUUGAUAUUUUAAAGUCAGGAUUUUAAAGACCUUUUAUUUAUUUGUUACUAAUUGUGUGGGGGGGGGGGAGGAUUUUGAAGGUUUUUUCCUCCAUUUAAAUGUUGAAAUUAAAAAUGUAACCUUUUAUAAAUUUGUGACUGAAACUAUCCUGUUAAUUUUAAACUUCAUAAAGUAGUUCUACUAAUCUGAAGACCACUUAGAUAUAAUUCUUCUUGAUUGAUUUGGAUAUUUGGACUAUUUUUAAAACUACAAAUAAUUGGUUUUUAAUUUCAUAGGGAAUCAGAAAGAUAGAGACUUUAUACAAGUUUUGUUAUAUUUGAAUGUUUUUUGAAUAUAUGUUGUAAAAAUUCUUCCAGUACAAUGUAUGUUGGAAAAUAUUAUUCUAGUCAUUGUUUGUAUAGGUUCAUUUUCAAUUGUAUUAAACAA